Medicago truncatula (barrel medic) is the source of this 655-nucleotide messenger RNA. RefSeq names its product protein SRC2. Lineage: Eukaryota; Viridiplantae; Streptophyta; Magnoliopsida; Fabales; Fabaceae. The record is from RefSeq and is a predicted model, not a curated record. Gene Ontology annotation, biological process: defense response. The coding region runs from base 50 to 637 and encodes 195 amino acids. The transcript has a single exon.
CCUAGACCAACAACACAUAACCCCAAUCUCUCUCUCUCUCUCUCUGACGAUGGAUCAAUCGAUCAUGGAAUACAGAACCUUGGAAAUCAAGAUGAUAUCCGCAAAAGAUGUCAAAGAUGUUACUCCUUUUUUCCAAAAGUUAAAGGUAUUCGCUUACGUUUCAAUCAAAGGCGACCCACUCAACCCACAAACUGAAGUCACCGACGCUGACGGUUACAACAAAAGAAACCCCGAAUGGAACAGCUCCCUCAAAUUCACCUUCAAGGAAUCUCUCGCUAACCAGGAUCGUCUUUUUCUCAAAAUUCAUCUAGGUGCAAAGCUUAACUUCCCCAAUAAGCUCAUUGGCACCGUCAAUAUCCCUCUCAAGGAACUUUUUGAUAACCCUGCCGGCCACCAACUCAGUUAUCAGGUUAGGAAAAUAAACUCAGAGAAAUCCAGAGGGACCUUGAACCUCUCCUACAAACUCGGUGAUCGCCCGCCACCACCGAAAACAAUGAAGGAACCAGUGAAGGCGCCCGGUGAAGUUUUUACAAAUGGCGCGUGGAAGCUUACUCAUAUUAUGGUGGUGGUUCUGAUUAUGAUUAAUUUAUACACUCUUUUCUUUUGUAGUUUAUCGAUUAUGAUUAUGCUAUUGUAGUCGAUGCGUCCUCAAUUC